CGCUUGUUCAGCAAAUACUUGAUAUUAUUACGAUCUCGUUCGCUUAGAGAGAGAGAGAAUGCGUUGAUCUAGUUUUUGUUUAUUUCAUUUACUAAAAUUCCUUUAAAUAUUACAUGCGUUUAUAUAAAUCGAUUUUUACUACACAGUUUAAUAAGAUAUUACCUUAAAGAGCCACAAGCUUCAUGUAAAUCUGAAUUUGUAAAAUUAAAAACAAAGGUACUUAAUUAAAUUUAUGUUUAUUCAAUUUUUAAUAAUUAGUAUUUAGUAUAAAAAUUUUUUAAGUACACAAGACAUUUUUACCAGAUUAAUUUAAUUAAAUAAUUAAAUUUUUAUUAUGAUUUUCUAGAACACCGGGACACAUUAUUAUAACAAGUUAUAAAAAACGAGCGCAGGAUGAGAAUCCCGAGGAGCGCUCUGUGCCUGGUGAUCCUGGUGGCGAGUGGGUUAUCAUUGGUAGCGAGCGACAAGCAGUUGUUGCCGGAGUUGUCGUUCGUUUUGUCAGGCCACAGCCUGGACUGGCCAUGUCAAAGCACGAAGAACAUCUACGAGACGAACGGACGUUACAACGCCAGGAACGUCAUUGCCACGAGAGCGCAGAUCUACAGGGACGACAUGAUCGUGGCGAUGCCGCGCUACAAGUCGGGUGUGCCGUUCACCCUGGGUGUCCUGUCGUUGAAGACGAAAGACUGCGCGCCGAAGGUGACACCGUUCCCCUGCUGGGCGAUUCAGGAGGAGGGCAACUGUCAGGCCCUUCAGAGCGUGGUGGACCUAGCUAUAGACAUCCAAGAGAUCUUGUGGGUAUUGGACGUUGGUAUCGUAAACACUUUGGAGCAGCCGGUGCGCAGAUGUCCCCCGAAAGUCGUCGGGAUUGACAUCAAAUCUGGAAAGGUCGUGAAGGUGAUCGAUUUGAGUCACUUGGUGAACCCGUCGUCUCGCCUGCAAUACUUGACGGUCGACUACGCGGACGACGGCCAGGUGUACAUUUACGUGACCGACGCCGCCUCCAAAUCUAUUAUCGUUUACAAUGUCACCGCUGAUAAGGGAUACAAAGUGAUCCUCCCGAACGCCGUUACCACCGGUGUCCAACGGAGAGACGUUCUCUAUUCGACGCUGGUGAAGAAGAGCUGCGGUACGCCGGUGUUGUAUUUCACUUACCUGGGCUCGAACCGGCUCUUCGCGAUCAAGGCUGAGAACCUGCGGCGUGGCCUCACCCAAGGAUCCGUCGUGGAUAUCGGACGGAAGCAGAACAAGAUCGUUCUCCUCGGAACCGACAAUGGCUGCGCCGUUUUCUUCAGAAACAAGGGUGAAUCCGACAUCUACAUGUGGAACAGCGAGACACCUUUCAGAUCAGAGAACUUCCUUCUGGUGCAGAAGGGCAACGAUUGCCGACUGCCGACUCAAGUGGUUCCUGGUUACAAGAGGCUCAUGUGGGUGAUCGAGAGCAACUUCCAGGAUUACAUACAGAACACCGUGAGCUGCUCGGGCGCCUCAGUGGCCAUUCAUCCCUUGGUCAAUUCUUGCGACUAAGGACCAUUUGUUAGGACAGAAUCUACAGACUGCAUUCGUUAAAUUAUCUCGUAAUUAUCUCGUAAGCAGGAAUUGAAAUCAAUAAUUUUAAAAAAUACCUUAUAUUUCGAUGCAUCAGACACACGCAGAUAAUCUAUGGAAUGGCAAUGGAGACACGACGAUUAGCGUAAGGUACACACUUUUCCAUCAUUCACACGGCAUCGAAAUGAAUUCAUCAGAAAUUAUAUUGAUCUUAGUUCCUACUUCUACAAAUCAGGCAGGCAAUCAAAUUCUUUUUUUCGCGAUAAACAGAGGUUUACCAAAACAUACGUUUCUUAUCAUGAUAUUAGUUAUUCCAUAUUAAUUAAAGCAACUGUCGCUUAAAUCUAAAAGAAUAGGAAGAUCAAGAUUUUGUCGCUGAUCUAGUCAUAUAACCGGCAGCAUCUUAUGCCUUGGUCCUCGAGAUAGCAACUUUAAUUUGCAAAUGUUAUGUCAAUUAAUGAAGCGCUUGUAACAUUUUUUUUUUUUCGUAGGUAAUUAGCAAACAUUGUACAUUUCUGUCUAUAAUUAAUGUGCGAUUGACCGUGAAUAUAUUAUGCUGUAAGAUCGCGUAUUUGGACGAGUUGACCAGUGUAAAAAUUACUUGUCGAUGCUUAAAUCGGCAUUUAGCUGCCAGUUUUCAAGGCAAUGUUUAGAACCUAGCUAUUCACUUGCUCAACGAUCAAAGAAAGUGAUUUAUUAACAAAAUAAUUGACAAAAUGAAUGUAUAAUUCAUCAUAACAUCUGUAAUCGUUAUUAUGUAAAACAAACGGCUAAUAAACGCUAGUUUAUGUAAAUGCA
This is a messenger RNA of Monomorium pharaonis (pharaoh ant), 2346 nucleotides long. RefSeq names its product major royal jelly protein 1 (gene yellow-g). The transcript is spliced from 3 exons. Gene Ontology annotation, cellular component: extracellular region. The record is from RefSeq and is a predicted model, not a curated record. The coding region runs from base 394 to 1527 and encodes 377 amino acids. Lineage: Eukaryota; Metazoa; Arthropoda; Insecta; Hymenoptera; Formicidae.